Cajanus cajan (pigeon pea) is the source of this 1310-nucleotide messenger RNA. Its product is annotated as isoflavone reductase homolog A622-like. Lineage: Eukaryota; Viridiplantae; Streptophyta; Magnoliopsida; Fabales; Fabaceae. Gene Ontology annotation, molecular function: oxidoreductase activity. The record is from RefSeq and is a predicted model, not a curated record.
UUGUGCGAGAUUCAGUUCGCAGCAUUUAUUUUUAUUAAGAGUUGACUUGGAACCGGAAAGCUUCAAACCUCGGACCUAAACUGUUGUACAAAUCUGAGGCAAAUUCCCCCAUUCACUCAUCACACCUUAUUUUGAUUUUCAACUUGCAAGUUUUGUUAUUUUGUUCCAUGGCAUCAAAGAGCAAAAUCCUAGUCUUAGGAGGAACAGGAUACAUUGGAAAAUUCAUAGUCAAGGCAAGUGCAGAAGCAGGACACCCCACCUUUGUAUUGAUCAGAGAGACCACUCUUUCUCAUCCUGAAAAGUCUAAGCUUAUUGAGAGCUUCAAAACCUACGGAGCUACUCUUCUUUAUGGUGAUCUAAGUGAUUAUGACAGCCUUGUUAGGGCAAUCAAGCAAGUUGAUGUUGUAAUAUCUACACUAGGGGGACAACAGAUAGACAAUCAAGUUAAGGUCAUAGCAGCAAUAAAAGAAGCUGGAAACAUCAAGAGGUUCCUCCCAUCCGAAUUUGGUCUAGAUUUGGACAAUCAGAGAGCAGUUGAGCCAGCAGCUAGCUUCUUCAACAAAAAGCUGAAAAUUCGAAGGGCAAUUGAAGCUGAAGGAAUUCCAUACACUUACAUCUGUUCAUAUGCUUUUGCUGGAUACUUCUUGGCUAAUCUGGGACAACAAAAUCUCACUGCUCCCCCACGGGAUAAGGUUGUCAUUCUAGGAGAUGGAAACGUCAAAGGAGUUUAUGUGAAAGAAGAAGAUGUUGGGGCUUACACCAUCAAAGCAGUGGAUGAUCCAAGAACCUUGAACAAAACUCUCCACAUAAGACCCCCUGCCAAUGUUUUGACCUUCAACGAGCUCGUGUCCUUGUGGGAGAAUAAGAUUAAGACCACCCUUCACAAAAUCUACAUCCUAGAAGAUGAACUUCUUAAGAAAAUCCAGGAGUCUCCUUUCCCAACCAAUUUGAUGUUAUCACUUGUCCACGCAACGAUGGUAAAGGUAGAUUCUACAAACAAUGAGAUUGACCCUUCUUUGGGCGUGGAAGCUUCUGAACUUUAUCCUGAGGUGAAAUACACUUCUGUGGACAACUACUUGAAUGCGUUCGUCUGAAACCUAGGGAAUUUGUUAUUGCCAAUAAUUAAACUGCUCCACCCAAGUCAAUAAAACCAGAGUAUCCUGUGUGAUCCUCGACAACUUCUACUUUGUCUUUCUGUUAUUUAGUUAUUUGUGCUUGUGUUGUUGUCAAAAGUGUUCCUCCAUACUUUACAUUGCACCGUUGUUCGAAAGUUCUUAUGAUAUUAGUAUUAUGUUACGGUUUGUUUAUCA